This is a messenger RNA of Myxozyma melibiosi, 1500 nucleotides long. Its product is annotated as putative acyl-CoA:6-aminopenicillanic-acid-acyltransferase. The transcript is spliced from 2 exons. NCBI's taxonomy places the organism in Eukaryota, Fungi, Ascomycota, Lipomycetes, Lipomycetales, Lipomycetaceae. The record is from RefSeq and is a predicted model, not a curated record. The coding region runs from base 185 to 1348 and encodes 387 amino acids.
UCGUAGUUGAACCACCGCAACGCUCUCUGUCUGCGCAGAAGCUGCUGUUGGCGGAGUUGGGAGGAUCGUCGAGCGAGUGGCGGGCGCGCCGGAACAACAGCUUCUCUCUCCUCCUCCUCCUCCUCCUCCUCCUCCACUUGUCUUAUCGCACCUUCUCCUCUCCACAUCACCGCUCAUCGCCGCAAUGGUCAACAGACUGGUCCUCAAGGGCACAAACUAUGAGAUUGGGUUCAAACACGGAACCUUGGCGAGAUCCCAAAUCCACGCGUGCUUGACAAACUACGCGACCUACUUUGCCAAUGCGGGCAUGUCCCCCGGCGACGUAAAGUCCCUCGCGACCAAAUUCUCCGAGACAAUCAAGUUGCUCGUUCCGCAUCUCCACGACGAGCUCCGCGGUAUCGCGGACGGCGCCUGCGUGCCGCUGCUCGACAUCGUCGCGCUCAACUCGCGCUCCGAGAUCGCGCUGGCUGCGAAGCCAAAGAACGGAAAGAGCGACGAGAGCAGCAGCGACGACGAUGAUAACAUUCCCGUCCCGCCAGACGGAUGCACGACCUUUGCCGAGACCGUCGACGGGCGGCAGUGGUUGGCGCAGAACUGGGACUGGCAGACCUCGCAGCUGUGCAAUCUCGUUCUACUCGAGAUCACGACGCCGCUCGACUCGCCUUCGAACGCGCGGAUGCUAAAGACGAUGACCGAGGCGGGACUGCUGGCGAAAGUGGGGUUCAACUCUGAGAAAGUCGGCGUGUGUUUGAAUGCGCUGCGCGCGACUGACCUGGACACGAACAAGCUGCCGCUGCACGUUCUCCUGCGUCUCGUGCUCGAAUCGUCGAGCGUGGCGGAUGCCAAAGAGAGAUUUACGACAAAGUACGGCGACGGCGCGGCGUGUUUUGGACAUUUCGGAAUCGCGGACGGGAAGGGUGAAGGACAUGCCGAGAGCUGGGAGAUCGGACCGUAUGGGAUCGCUGUGAUUCCUCGCGAUGCCGAGGGCAGACUGUACCACACCAAUCAUGCGCUGGUCGAGGGUGUAAAGAUCAACGAGGUUAUCUGGCUCGAAGACACAAAGGAGCGAUUGAUGCGACUGAAAGAGCUCGUUUUUGCGUCGGACAAGAAAACAGAUGUGAAGACUCUGGCUGUGGGUCCUCAGAAAGACCGAAUCUUCUCAUUCCUAAAAGACGAGGACAACUUCCCAAACUCGAUCUGCCGCGCCAACGACGACAGCCAACCGGGUCUGCUCGGAGAGAUGCAGACUGUGUUUUCCAUCGUCAUGGAUCUGAAGGAGGACGUCGCUUGGGUUGCUGUAGGGCGGCCGAAGCAGGUGCUCGAGGAGUUUACGUUGGAGUUCUUUUAGGCUUUGUCGUUCUACAGCAGCUAAUGAUAAUGUGAUUUGUCUGUACCGAAGAUGAUGUAAAUAGAAUUGUUGUAAUUCCAGUGUUGAUGUUGCUGAUUGAUGUAGUCAGUAAAGAUGGUGCCGAUAGUACCAACUAUUACUAUAUUCAACAC